CUUUACUGUUUCGUCAUCUUGAUUGUUUCUCUGCAAUUUCUAAAAGGAUUUAGCUGAUGAUGGCACUUACACAACUCCUUCCUUACUCUCCAGAAAAGCUCUUCUUCUUCUCCACUUUCAUCCACACAUCAACUCCUUUUGAGUUUCAAAGAUGUAACCUAACUACUAAACCCAGUUCCAAGAAACUCACAGCUUUGUCUUUUAACAUCUCAUGUUCAGCUCACAAGAUUGUCCGAAACCCAUCUUUAGACAAACAUGUAGUAAAGCAAAACAGAGUCCGGUUUGUGCAGAAGCUGAAAACCUUACUUCUCUCCAAACCAAAGCAUUACAUACCAAUUCAAAUCCUCUACAAAUGCAGAUCCUACCUAGGCAUCGAAAACCCACGUACUAUCCUCUCCAUGAUCCGUCGUUACCCCACAAUCUUCCAGCUCUUCACAACACCUACACCACAUUUGCCUAUCAAUGCCACAAAGUCUUUAUCUACACUCUGUGUCCGUAUGACACCAGCUGCAUCGUCUCUUGCCUUGGAAGAACUGAAUCUCAAGUCUGAGAUUGCUGAUAAACUUGCUAUUAAGCUCCAGAAGCUGCUUAUGUUGUCGUCUCACCGCAGGUUGCUUUUGUCUAAACUGGUUCACAUUGGUCCGGAUUUUGGUUUUCCUCCUAACUUCAGGUCUAGGCUUUGUAAUGAUUAUCCUGACAAGUUCAAGACUGUUGAUACGUCUUAUGGGAGAGCGCUUGAGCUUGUUUCGUGGGAUCAAGAAUUGGCUAACCAAAUGCCAUCACCUGAAGUUGAUAGAGAUUUGAUUGUUGAUCGUCCUUUGAAGUUUAAGCGUUUGAAUCUCAGGAGGGGUUUGAACUUGAAGAGGAGACACCAAGAUUACUUGAUCAAGUUCAGAGACUCACCUGAUGUGUGCCCUUACAAUACGUCAUCUGAAUGUCUAGCGAGCGAGUCCAUUGAGGCGGAGAAGAGAGCGUGUGCAGUUGUGAGAGAAGUGUUGGGGUUAACGGUCGAGAAAAGGACUUUGAUAGACCAUUUGACACAUUUUAGGAAAGAGUUUGCGUUACCUCUCAAGUUAAGAGGAUUGAUAGUGAGACAUCCAGAGCUAUUCUAUGUGAGUGUUAAGGGAACAAGAGACUCUGUGUUUCUUGUGGAAGCGUACAAUGAUAAUGGUGAUCUUCUGGAGAGAGAUGAGAUAUCGUUGAUUAGAGAACGUUUGAUAGAUCUUGUACAAGAAGGUAAGAGAAUUAGACGUGAAAGGAGAAGGAAAGGACGCAUGGGAGAGCAUAGCAAUGAUGAUAACAGGGAUGAUGGCAUUGAUGUUUAUAAUAGUGAUCUGGAUGAUGGUGAUGAUGAAUAUGAAGAUGGGUUUGAGAAUUUGUUUGAUUCUGAAGAUUCAGGUGUGGAGUAUCAUUUCGAUGAAGAAGAUAAUGAAGAGGUAUGGGUUAGUAGUGGUGAAAGUGUAGAAUAUUGGAGUAGGAAGCUCUCUUCUUCUGGUAUGAGCAGUGAUGAAGUAAAGAGUGUUAUUGAAUCAUGGUGAUGUAAAGUGCUAAAUGAGUAGUAAAACCAUCAUUGUGUUGAUACUGUAUACUCACAAAAUUGUACUCAGUUACAUAAGAACAGUGUUUAUGUUCGUUAUCUUAUUCCUAUUGGCUUGAAUCAGCUCCUACCACAUUGAAAACAUCACGCACUUCUCUUCUCUCAGAUGAUGUGGAAGGUGAAGUAAUGGAUAGUUAAUAACAAGCAUUGACUCUCGCUUAUAGAGCAGAUUGGCACAGAGGGAAAGAUCAGAAGCGAAGUUUUGUAACAACUUGCUCGUUCUAUGAUAAGCUUCUUCGGUUAAAGACGCUAGAAACUGUGUUUGUAUUUGAGCUCUCAAGUUGUUGGCUCCUGUAUAUUGUUAGCUGUGAGUGUUGAAUUUCAAAUUGCUAUGUUUUCAGUAAGAGCUUCAUGAUUUGUGUAAACAGAGUUGACAAAGAGAAUGUAUUAUUUGUUUAACGAGACAAUACAUUUUCAUGAUCUGAACAUAUAAAUAUGAAGUCUCAGGACACAAGUUUCAAACUUCUUCAAAGCUUGGAUGGGAUUUUUCCGAGAGCACCAGCUUCAAUAAGUAAAGGCACAAGCUUACUUUUCUUGUUACUCUCCAUCACUUCUGCAAAUCGAAAUGAUAAGUUAGUUCUUCUGUGUAGAUUUUUGACCCGAAUCUCAGUAACAAUGCAGAGAGCUUGUUUAAAAGGUUCUCUUACUAUCGCAUCCUCCCAUAUGUUUC
This is a messenger RNA of Eruca vesicaria subsp. sativa (arugula), 2267 nucleotides long. The record is from the annotation of a GenBank genome assembly. NCBI's taxonomy places the organism in Eukaryota, Viridiplantae, Streptophyta, Magnoliopsida, Brassicales, Brassicaceae.